AUGGCAUUGGACGUGCUCCUCAGGCUGCUGAUCCUCGCGGCCGUCGCGAGCGCCAUGCCGGUGCCGGGCCCCACGGACCCCGCCGCCGCCGGGCUCGCCAUCGGGUUCUACAACAAGACGUGCCCGAAAGCGGAGGAGCUGGUGCUGGAGGAGAUGCGGGACAUCGUCCACGAGGACCGGACCCUCGGCCCGGCGCUGCUGCGGCUUCUCUUCCACGACUGCUUCGUCAGGGUGCGUGCUGCGCUGCUUCUUUGCCGUGCCGUGCCGCGUCGCGUGCACGGGUCGUCUGAAUGUGUUUCGCUUAACUUGAACUGGAUGCGUGGUCUGCAGGGGUGCGACGGGUCGAUCAUGCUGAAAUCGAGGAGCAAGAAGGGGGAGAGGGACGCCAUGCCGAUGAGCUACAGCCUCCGCGGCUUCGAUGAGGUCGAGAGGAUCAAGGCGAAGCUGGAGGACGAGUGCCCGCUCACCGUGUCCUGCGCAGACAUCAUCAUCAUGGCCGCGCGGGACGCCGUGUACCUGAGCAACGGGCCACGGUUCCCGGUGGAGACCGGGCGCCGGGACGGCAAGGUGUCCCUGUGCAUCGACGCCGAGAACGACCUGGCGCCGCCGCACGCCAACAUCGUGGACCUGAAAACCUACUUCAGCGUGAAGAACCUGUCGUGGAAGGACCUGGUGGUGCUGUCGGGGAGCCACACGAUCGGGAGGGCGCAGUGCGCGGCGUUCGCGCCGGACCGGCUCUACAACAACAGCGGCCUAGGGGUGCAGGACCCGACGCUGGACAAGGCGUACGCCCCGGAGCUGCGGGAGAGGUGCGAGCCAGGGAACAAGGAAGACGAAACGCUCGUCGACAUGGACCCCAAGAGCCCCUACGAGUUCGACCUCAGCUACUACCGGGACGUGCUCAGCAACAAGACCCUGUUCGUCUCCGACCAGGCGCUGCUCGACGACAGGUGGACGAGGGACUACGUGGCGAGGAUGGCGGCCGCCGAGUCGACGGAGGAGUACUUCGAGGACUACGCCGCCGCCAUGAUCAACAUGGGCAGGAUGGAGGUGCUCACCGGCGGCAACGGGGAGAUCAGGAAAUUCUGCAGCGCGUACGUUGACUAA
Molecule: messenger RNA, 1107 nt
Organism: Triticum turgidum subsp. durum (durum wheat)
Lineage: Eukaryota; Viridiplantae; Streptophyta; Magnoliopsida; Poales; Poaceae
Source: the annotation of a GenBank genome assembly